Messenger RNA from Sinocyclocheilus anshuiensis, 2468 nucleotides. RefSeq names its product progestin and adipoQ receptor family member 9-like. The transcript has a single exon. The coding region runs from base 1207 to 2331 and encodes 374 amino acids. Lineage: Eukaryota; Metazoa; Chordata; Actinopteri; Cypriniformes; Cyprinidae. Gene Ontology annotation, cellular component: membrane. Gene Ontology annotation, molecular function: signaling receptor activity. The record is from RefSeq and is a predicted model, not a curated record.
CACACAUCACGUUAGAGAGCUGCGCUGCUUUGCCGGAGCUGGAAACACGGACGCUUUUAUCCUGAUUAAUAACGGCCGGACGAGAGAGCGACAGACAGUCCGACAGCACCUCACAGCCGGCAUUUAAGCAAAAAGUCAAGGGCAAUCUAUUAUCUAUUGAUAAAAGGACUGAACGCCGGUUGACUGUUUAUUUAGAAGUGCUGUCCAGCAGAAACGAAUCUCCUUCCUGGAAAAAGCACAGCACCGCAAUGCGAAUGUCGAGCGAAGACACGCUUAAACCAGCACAACUGCAUUUAACAUGGGCGGAAAUAGAGGAAUUAGCCGCUACAGACAGCUGAAUCGUGAGAAAUGUUCUCUGUUCCCUUUUCUGAGGUAAAACGCCGCUGUGAGACUGCAUGAAACGGCUGUUUUCGAGAUCAUCAACUAAUCGGCAGCAGUGCAUCUUCAUAUGAGACAGCAUGCGAUAAUCUGGCCGAUGAAUUAUGCACGGCGUUGCAUGAAUAAUACACUGAGGGGUGACGCUCGUUUUCAGAGACCGGUCGGUGCCCGAUGGUGUCCCACAUGACCUACUUUCAAAAGCUUUAAUGCAGGAGAGAUGCAGCCGCAGUGAGAAGCAAAAGAGACCUUCCGCACUGAAAAACGCUCAGUUUGCUCAUGUGUGACCGAAGUCGUGUGGACCUCAGGUGACAUGAACCUCACGGUGUAGCCUAUCGAGAAGGAUCCUCUGCGAUUGCUUAUUUAUUUAUUUAUUUAUUUAUUUAUUUUUAAAUAAUCGUAAUUGUUUUAAGACGAAUCUACCAUGCCGAUAACUCUAAAGACUUGAGCUAACGGAAAAAAGAGACCCUGGAGCCAUUGACCUUUGCACUUGCAACAGCAGGAUUAUUUAUUUCAGAUAAAACCACAGUCAUUUCAGCACAUGUUGUUGGGAUUUGUAUUGAGCCAUGGGAUUUGCCUUUGCCAGCUGAAAUCUGCACAUGAACUCCAUAAAAGCUUCUAAAGGAUUAUUAAAAUGACCGUUAUGUCUCUGUGAUGCCAUAGAGUUUGAUAGUCUAGCCUUCUCUAAGCAAUACUACGACAUAACGACUACCUACAACAUCGUAGUGCUAGCUAUACAUGUUAUCAGUUCAAUUAAUCUAAUUCAACAAUGAUUCUAAACUCAGGAGAUAUUUUUAUUGCUAAUCAGUGAAUUUAUCUUUCGGUCCAGUCAUGUGGUCACUUCCAUUACUACGUUACACUGACGUUCCACCAAGAGUGACUGAGAACUUCAUUCUGUCUGGUUAUCGUUUUCCCAAUUACAGUCUACGGCAGUGCCUAGUCUCUGCAUUUCGUCCCACCAAUGAGACCGGAAACUUCUGGACACACUUCCUCCCCAUCUUCGUGUUCACCUUUCACUUUCUGGAGGUUUUCACGUGGGAAGGAGCGCCUGAACCUAGCAAUCCUUUUUUCUACCCUUUCUGGAACUACUUCUUGGGGGUGUUGUACCUGCUGCUAGGCAGCAGUCUGGCUCAUCUCCUCAACUCCAUGUCACUCAUCAUUCGUGAAAUCUGUUUCUUUGUGGACUAUGGGACUAUUAGUGCGUAUACGGUGGGUUCCUCACUGGCGUAUUUCUACUAUAUCCAUCCUCAAGCAGGAAUACCAGAGAUUGGAUUUGAGGGAAAGAACUCUACUCGAAGGAAGAGCUUGAACGCUGAUGUAGAGUCUUGGCCCUCUGCAUCUUCUCCUACUCAGGUCCAACUGUUCUUUGAAAGCCUCUACAUCCCAUCCUCCUGUCUGAUCGCUAUCAUAUGCGUCAUCACCUGCUGUAACACCAGACAGUGCUGGCGGAAGUACCGCUAUGCUGUCCGCACCCUUGUCUUCCUCCUUCCGUUUUUCAUCUCCUCCGCUCCUGUCUUCUACCGUCUCCUGAGUCCCUCCGCGAGCUCUCCGUCAUCCUCCUCCCCUCAUCUGUUCUCCACCUUGGCUACCUUCUUCUACCGCCAUUGCUUUUGGCUGGUGGUAUCUGCCAUCUUCAAUAUCAGUAAGAUCCCAGAACGUUUUUCUCCAGGAAAUUUUGAUAUUUGGGGUCACAGCCAUCAGUGGUUCCAUUGCUGCACGUUCCUGUCGAUCCUGGAUGAGCUGCAAAUGAUCAAAGUGGAGAUGUGGGCCCUGCUUCUCAAUCCAACUUUGGUACUAACAUCUGUAACGCCACCUAGGCUUCCUGGACCAACACUCUGGUCCACCUAUGGGGUCAUGGUGCUCCUGCAGGGGUGCAUAGCGUGCAUCAUAGCCUGGUUUGGUUGGCAGGCAUAUCAGAUCUACGGACCAGAGCAAAAAAAGCUAAAGGGACAAUAGGAGGCACUGACUGCUGGUCAGGUUUAAAAUUCUUGUUUUGGAUUUUACUUUGUGAACAAUGUUUGAAUGAUUUCUGCAGUAUCACUUUAAAAAGGAUCGGCCACCCAAAAAUGAUAAUUGUCAUUAUUUACUGACCC